Hansenula anomala is the source of this 2811-nucleotide messenger RNA. RefSeq names its product GTPase-activating protein BEM3 (gene BEM3). The coding region runs from base 1 to 2811 and encodes 936 amino acids. The record is from RefSeq and is a predicted model, not a curated record. Gene Ontology annotation, biological process: regulation of GTPase activity; signal transduction. Gene Ontology annotation, cellular component: cytoplasm. The transcript has a single exon. Gene Ontology annotation, molecular function: phosphatidylinositol binding. Lineage: Eukaryota; Fungi; Ascomycota; Saccharomycetes; Phaffomycetales; Wickerhamomycetaceae.
AUGACUGAAACAUCAAAUAGAAUAUCCGUACAGUCAGGGUUCUCAGAAUUUUCAUUUGAGCAUAAUGAUGAUGCAUUACUGAACUCAACUCCACGAUCACAAGACGUUCUAAGAUCUCCAUCAAAAUCACCAGUUAGGCUUGAAGGAUUGGUAAAGGAAAACAGGGAACUGAAGGCAAAAGUUUCAGAACAAACACAAAUCAUUAAUCAUUUGAAAAAUGAAGUUUAUGAACUUCAACAGGCUUUGAAGAAUAAAAACAGUUCUGGGGAUGGAAUAGAAAAUCGAAAAGAAGAAGUUAAAGAAGUCGAUGAAGGUGCCAAUACUAAGCUAACAGAGUUAUCACCUCCACCAAGAUCUGCAAAUAGAGCAAAACCAAGCCCAUUGAAAAGUACGUUUGACACUGGGAACACAACACUUACACAGGCACAAGAUGAUAGUACGUUGAAUGAUGAUGAUAAAUAUAAAGAUAAUUCACAUUUGAAGGUUGAAUCUGACGUUUUGAAAACACCAAUUGAAGUCUCAAGGGAAAGCUCAGCUUACUCUGCCACACCCGAACCAAGAUCUGAAUCGCCAAAGAAGAAUUUGCUGACUACCAAUCAAUCGUCUCCAUACAAAGGUAGAAUACAGAACUCCACAUCACCAUUAAAAAGUGUAUCAUCUUUAUCUCAUUUAACUCCAUCAAUAUCUGAAACAUCACAAACACAAUCUUCACCUGUCACAACCUCAAGAUCAAUAAGUGACAGCAGAAAAAUUGGAAACUCCUCUCAGACCAGCUUAGCUUUUCAGCCUGUACAACAAUCUCAAGGAAGCCCAAUGGCUAGUGGAGUCACCAUUGUUUCUACUGCAUCACCAUACGCUGCAACUUCAUUGAACAGCAGUGCUCCUUCAUCUCCAUUAGACAACAAGUUCAACGCGCAAUUACCAAAGUCCAACCUUUACGACCCAUAUGAAGGUGACUUCCAACAUCAACAGAUUUAUCAAAACCACAAUGGGCUUGGUGGAAGUUAUAAUGGUCAAGGUGUCAGUCAAGUUGGAACACCUGAACAAAACGUCAAGCAUCAAAGAUUUCCAUCUGAUGUACCAUUGUUUGUGAGCCCAACUGAACUAUCUACCAUUAGAACUGAUGUCAUCAGUACAAUAUGUGGUAACUUAUCAAAGAAAUCUGAUGAUCCUCAUGUUGUAAUUGCUGCAUGUGAUCGUCAAACUGGUGUUGAAAUGUGGAGAUUCAAGAAGACGUUAUCAAGUAUAGUUAUGCUGGACACUCAGAUAAGGCCUCUAAUCAAUUCAUUUUCAUUACCGCCAGUCCCUGAAAAGGCAUUAUUUUUAUCAAAUAUCCCUGUUAAAGUCGAUCUCAGAAGACUUAGACUAAGAGAUUACUUUUCCACAUUGUUCACCAUACCUCACUUGCCAUUAGAUGCUGCUUACAAAAUAUCAAGAUUCAUGUCCCAAGAUGUGGUUAACUUAGUUGAUGAGUCCAAUACAGAGGUUUUAAAAGAUGGUUACCUCUUGCGUCGCUCCAAAGGUUUGGGAAAUAACUGGAAGGCAAGAUAUUGCCAAGUUGAUGGACCAUUUUUGAAUGUUUUUGAUGCUAGGGAUGGCCCAUUAUUGGAAAUUAUCAAGUUAAGUGGGUCUCAAAUAGGUAGACAACCUGAUAACGUCAAACCGACAGAUGAUAAAACAUCUUAUAGACAUGCAUUUGCUGUUAUGGAACCAAAGAAAAAUAUCAAAUCAACAUCCUACUCAAAGCAUAUUUUCUGUGCUGAAACUGAUCAAGAAAGGGAUCUUUGGGUUAAUGUGCUUGUUCAAUUUGUUGAAGAGUCAUCUGCUGCUUCAACUUAUUCUGCUGAUUCCUCAAGUAUUUCUUCACAAACCAUAAUAAACCAAGAUCCAUUACCCUCACCAACCUCAACACUACAUUCACCAUCUCGUGCCACAACUAGAGGAGAUGAUUAUGAUGAAUUAGAAGAAUUAGCCAAAGAAAGUAAGCGUAACAAGAAAAGAAGUUUCUUCCCAUUCAGCAAAAAAGCUUUCAACGAGGAAAUGGAGGCUUUCAAAGUUCAACAACAACAGCAACAACAGAACCAACAUGAACAAGAGACUUCUCUCCAAAAGGAACAAUCAGGAUCUAAUAUCGAGAAAAGUCUUCAGAGUAUGAAUUUGUUGAAUGAAAAUUCCACUGAAAAAGUGUUCCAUAGUGAGAUUUCCGAUUCUUUCAAAUUAUCAAGCAACACGCUAUAUGGCCGUGAAGUUCCAAGUAUAAUCUAUAGAUGCUUGUCAUUCUUGAUAAGUUCUGGUGCUAUUUUCCAAGAGGGGUUGUUCAGAUUAAAUGGUUCGGCUUCAUUAAUUAAACAACUUCGUGAGGAUUUUGAUAAGCAGCACGAUAUUGAUUUCAAUGAGAUGGAUCCAAAACCAGACAUCAAUUCAAUUGCUGGUCUUUUGAAAUUAUACUUGAGAGAAUUACCAAGCAGUAUCUUGACAAGAAAGUUUUAUCCUGAGUUUAGAGACGCGUACAAUCAGAAAACAGACCCAAGUCAACUUUCACUGAACUUUAAAACCAUUACUCAAAAGCUUCCAGAAGUGAACCAAUCACUCCUUUAUGUUCUUUUCAAAUUCCUGAAUGAAGUCAUUGAAAAUCAAGAGUCGAAUAAAAUGAAUUUGAGGAAUUUGUGUAUUGUGUUUUCACCUACUUUGAACAUUGCCAGUGAAGUGAUAAUCCCAUUCCUGGUUGAUUUCAGAUGUAUUUUCGAAGGUGCUGAUCCUAUAGACAAUAAUGACAGGGAGACAUUGGAUAUAAAUAUACCAACCUUUUAA